AUGAUCAUAAAUCCAAAGACAAGAACCUUAGUAAUCCAUCUUGACAAUCACAAGAACAAAUUAUGUUUGCAGGGGCCGUAUUCAACAACGUACGUUCCGAAUCUGUUCAACAACUCAAUCAGAGUAUUAUGCAACGCAAAUACCUCCGAAGGCUUUAAUCCCCGGAAAGACGUCUCGUUACCGGAAAUCAACCUCAAGACCGGCGAGAUCUUCGGACUCCUCGGCGGGCCCUCCCCCUCCAGGCGCUCCAUCCUGGCCUUCUUCGCCGGAGGUCUACACGGACACAUUAGGCACCUUCUCCUAGACCGUUGGAAAGGCAAAGACGAAGACAUCCUAGUGUACGAAAAGCUCCCCGGCGGCGGCCCUUCCUACGAGUCGAUGCUGAAAAAUAGCCGGUACUGUUUAUGUCCGAGCGGGUACGAAGUGGCCAGCCCGAGAAUCGUGGAGGCGAUCUAUGCGGAAUGCGUUCCGGUGUUGAUUUCGGACGGGUACGUGCCCCCUUUCAGCGAUGUUCUGAACUGGAAAGCGUUCUCGGUGACGGUGGAGGUUAAAGAUAUUGAGAACUUGAAGACGAUUCUGAUGGGGAUUUCUCAGAGACAGUAUCUGAGGAUGCACAGGAGAGUUAAACAGGUGCAGAGGCACUUCGUGAUCAACGGACCUCCCAAGAGAUUUGAUCUGUUUCACAUGAUUGUUCACUCGAUCUGGCUCAGGAGAUUGAAUGUUCGAGUUCACGAUAGAUGAACUUUUGAUUAUUUCAAUUCUACUCCCAUUUUCGAUUACCUGUUCCCUAGUUUCUUUGCCUAGAUUUUCAUUUCUUCAAGAACAAAUUGGAGAAUUUCUAGGGUAAAUGAAAAUGCAAUGUUUGUUCAAA
Messenger RNA from Ipomoea triloba (trilobed morning glory), 871 nucleotides. Its product is annotated as probable glycosyltransferase At5g03795. Bases 1 to 741 code for a protein of 246 amino acids. Lineage: Eukaryota; Viridiplantae; Streptophyta; Magnoliopsida; Solanales; Convolvulaceae. Gene Ontology annotation, molecular function: glycosyltransferase activity. The transcript has 2 exons. The record is from RefSeq and is a predicted model, not a curated record.